UCUCUUUCUUUCUCUCUCUAUAAUUUAUUAAUUCAUUUUAUUAUUUUAUUAUUUAACUACGCGAAGGAGCGAGCGAUCUCUGUCACAGAAGAGAACGAUGGUGAUGCUUAGGGUUUCAUGAUUCACAUUGCGUUUGCGUGUUCCUUCUAGAAUUCAAUUCAGGUUUUCAAUUGGAUUUCUACUUAGGGUUUCGCGCUUUUUUUCUUUUCCUUCGAUCUUCAAUUUUCUUUCGAGAUCUAGGGUUUAUGCUUCCAUUCCUCUCAUUUUUAUCCAAUUUUCGCUAAUUCAUGAAACCCUUUACCCUCUCUUUUAAUUGCUUCAUUUUCGAUUUGCAAUAAGAAUAAAGUUGCGAACCGAUUGAUUUCUUACUUGGGUGUUCGCAUUUUGAGGAAUUAUUCAUUGUUGUUUGGAUUCAUUUACUCAAAUGUGUUAGGAAAUGCUAUUGGGUAUUCAGUGAUGAAUGUAAUUGCACCUGGGAAGAAGGUAGAAAGAAGAGUGCUGUUAAUUGCUCAAUAAAGUUUAGAUUUUUUUGGUUUAGGGAGAAAAUUGUUAUCGAAUAAAACUGAAAUUGGCCAAUUGGGUAUGAGACAAGUGCACCCAUCGCUGGGUUUUAUCAUUUUUUGCGUUAAAAUUUGGAGGAUAAGACUUGAUUCCUGCUUCUGAGAAUUUUGGUUUUUGCUUAGAUUGUUGUGUCGUAGCUGAUAUGUGCAGUUGUUGGAAUUUCAUCUUAUGGCACCAACUGUUCCCAUAGAUUUUGCUGGACAAAAGGAAUCCAGAAAGUACUCUCAAUCACAAAUUAUGGGGAAAUCGAGAAAAUAUUCCAAAGGUUAUGCUACUGGUUUUGUUCCUGAGUUUCGUCAUGUGGUAGAGACUAUGGGUGAGUCGGAUGGGUUGGGUAGCUCGGGAAGGAUUGACAUGGAGCCGACUGCAUCGGCGGAUUCCUAUGCACCGAACAGGAAACAACUUGGGUUGAAAGGUGAUGACGGUUAUGGUAGUUUUGACAUUCCGUUUCAACUAUACUCAUUGUCUAAAAUGUCGGCUAUGGAGAGAAAGAAUUUGAAAUCGAGGUUGAUUUGGGAACUUGAACAAGUGAGAAAACUUCAGAAGAAAAUUGACAGUAUGAAUUCGAACAUUGUUGGAUUAUCUCCGUCGAGUGACAUAAGGAGCUGCAGUGUGGGACAGAAAAGGCCUCAGCUGGAGAGCCAACACAGUAUACUGCAAGCAUCGGUGCCACAUGGUAAGAAAAGACCCCUGCCAGGGCGUAGUGGUCCCAAGACAAAAAAAAGUAUGUCUGGACGUUUUGAAUAUCCAAAAACUGCUGCACCAAUGGCUUCAUAUGCUACAUUAAUGAAACAGUGUGAGAACUUACUUAACCGUUUGAUGUCUCAUCAAUUUGGUUGGGUUUUUAAUGAACCAGUCGAUGUUGUUAAAUUGAACAUUCCGGAUUAUUUCAAUGUCAUCAAACAUCCAAUGGAUUUGGGUACUGUGAAGAGUAGGAUAACAUCUGGUAAAUAUUCAAAUCCCAUGGAUUUUGCUGAUGAUGUGAGGCUGACUUUCAAAAACGCAAUGACUUAUAAUCCACCUGGCAAUGAUGUGCACGGCAUAGCAUUGGCACUUAGUAAAGCCUUUGAAAAAGGAUGGAAGUCCAUCGAGAAGAAAAUUCCUGUCAUUGAUCAUCGUGUCCCAUCUGAGCCUUCAAACCCUACUUAUGUAGAAACUGUAAUUUCUGACCCAAUUCCCCCCACAAAAAAGAAGAAAAUGACACCAAACGACACUUUUACCAAGCCAGAACCUGCUGAAAGAAUUAUGACUGACAUGGAGAAGCAGAAAUUGAGUCAACAGUUGGAGGAUAUGCUUGGAGACUUGCCUGAUUCCAUUCUGGAUUUCUUGAAAGAGCAAAGUCGCAUCGCAGGAGGGCAAACAAACGAUGAUGAAAUUGAGGUUGAUAUUGAUGCUCUUAGUGAUGAUACCCUGUUCAAAUUACGUAAGCUUCUUGAUGAUUAUUUGCUGGAGAAGCAACAAUUUCAGCCAAAAGCUGGACAGUGUGAAACAGAGCUUCUUAAUGAAUCAGGGUUUAGCAAUUCAUCAAUGCAACCUUCUAAAGGCAAUGAACUGGUUGAGGAGGACGUGGACAUCGUUGGUGGAAACGAUCCGCCUAAUUCAAAUUAUCCUCCACUAGAAAUCGAAAAAGAUGGAGUCAACAGAAACAGUAAAUGCAGUAGUUCAAGCAGCUCUAGUAGUGAAUCUGGCUCAUCAUCCAGUGGUUCGUAUUCAGAUUCAAGUAGUUCAUCUGGUAGUGAGUUAGAUACUGCUAAAGCGUCAGAACCUCUUAGUUCUAAGGAAAAUGUGGGACCUGGCUUGACUUACGAUCAAAACAGGGGGGAUCCUAGUAAUCCUGAAACUGGAAAUGAUUCAACUAACCUGGGUAUCCAGGCUGACCAGAGUUUGCAGACUAAGCCAGAUACUAUUGAAUCAGAGAGCCACCUAGAUGGGGAGGGUGUUGCGUCUAAGAGGCAAGUCUCUCCUGAAAAGCUCUACCGUCAAGCUUUACUAAGGAGCCGGUUUGCUGACACCAUACUGAAAGCUCAAGAGAAAGCCCUUGAAAAGGAUGAAAAACGUGACCCUGAAAAGCUUAGGAUUGAGCGAGAAGAACUUGAGAGGAGGCAGAAGGAAGAGAAAGCUCGAUUGCAAGCAGAGGCAAAAGCUGCAGAAGAGGCCCGGAGGAAAGCUGAAGCAGAAGCUGCAGCUGAAGCCAAAAGGAAGAGGGAGCUGGAGAGAGAAGCAGCCCGGCAGGCUUUGCAAAAUAUGGAGAAAACCGUUGAAAUCAACGAGAGCUGUCAAUUUUUGGAAGAUCUAGAAAUGUUGAGUGCUGUACAUGAUGAAAAGACACCAAGUUUCAAAGAGGAGGCAAGCCCAGAUGAUCAUCAAAAUGGAUUUGGUGGGAUCAAGCUGCAGGGAAAUCCCUUAGAGCAGUUAGGAUUGUACAUGAAGGUUGAUGACGAGGAUGAGGAGGAGGAACUGCCUCAGAGUGCUGCAGAGCCAUCAAAAGAUGUAGAAGAAGGAGAAAUUGAUUGAUGUUACCCCCCAUUAAUUGUUGAAUCAUUUGAACAAAUAUAUAUAAAGUGGUUCUGAGCAGUAGUUGCUGGAUUUAGUGACGCUGCUAUGGAUCGUGGAGUUUAAUCAAUAUUUGUAUGGUCGGAUACUGGCUCCACUCUUUAAGAAGUUUGAGGACGGGGUCGUAAAAACAUAGAAAAAGGGAAUGAAGUUUGGAUUUGGUUUUCUCCUUUCCGAUUGAAUUUGAUUUUAACAGGACUUGCCCAAUUUUGUCUGUAAAAAUGAACUCAUUAGCAACGAGUUCUGCACCUGAUCUUGAGUAGUUAACUUCACUCACAUUGUAAAAUAUUUUAGAUCUUAAGUAGAAAUUUAUUCUUUCUAUUUUUUCUUCUUCUUUGAA
Messenger RNA from Medicago truncatula (barrel medic), 3454 nucleotides. Its product is annotated as transcription factor GTE10. The coding region runs from base 730 to 3075 and encodes 781 amino acids. The record is from RefSeq and is a predicted model, not a curated record. The transcript has 10 exons. Lineage: Eukaryota; Viridiplantae; Streptophyta; Magnoliopsida; Fabales; Fabaceae. Gene Ontology annotation, molecular function: protein binding.